AUGUUAAACGAAUUGUUAUCUAUAAAAAAAAACCCAAAAGAUGGGAUGAAUAUGUUUUUGCACAAUAAAUGUGCAUUAAUAACCACAAAAUUGUCUCAUUUCAUUUUUUACUUUCUCUAUAAUUUUCGAAAUUUUUUAAAUAUUUCUCCACGCUCCGCAAUAAUAAUUUUUCUUAUUAGUUAUAUUAUCAUUUUAUAUUUCUUUUUUAUGUGCUGGCAUAGCUGCUAUGAAUAUAUUAAGAAAAUUAUUCAUGAGGAUUUAAUAGAUGAUGAACUUGACCCAUCUAUACUAAACGAAAUUGCUCCACAGAUAUUUUUCUCCAUAUGUAGCCUUUUACUCAUUACUUUUUUAUACAUUGGCCAUUUAUUAGCUUACAUGAAUCUAAAAAAUGAAGACCCAAUUUCGAUACCAGUAUCGACUUUAAUCAUUUUCUUUAUCGUCCUUGGGUUUUGCAUUUUGUAUGGCGUUAUUUUUAAAUAUAACAAUUCCGCGAGUAUGCUUCUUAUUGGGGUCAAUGGAAUUUCUACCCUAAUUUUUGUUAUUUAUAAGAACCAAGACAUUUAUUUUCCUUCAUUAAUAUGUUCAGGAUAUUACUUAUAUUAUCAUGUUAAACAAUUGAAUAAAAUAAAAUAUAUAUAUUAUCACAAAGAAGAAAAAUAUCUAAAAUUUCGUUUAUGGGGUUACACAAUAAUAUUUAUUUCAACUUUAUUUGUGAACUUUAAUUGUAUUGGAACUGAAUUAUUUUCUUUUCUUUUAUUGGUGGCAUUUGGUAUAUAUUUCUAUUCAGAUUUUUGCCUUCAUAAAGUGGAACUAACCUACGAGCCAAUCGACACAAGGCUUCUACAUGUACAAGCAUCCUCGUUAUAUGCAAACAAUGAAAUCUUAGGACGAAUAAAUUGA
Molecule: messenger RNA, 900 nt
Organism: Plasmodium berghei ANKA
Lineage: Eukaryota; Apicomplexa; Aconoidasida; Haemosporida; Plasmodiidae
Product: conserved Plasmodium membrane protein, unknown function
Exons: 14
Coding region: 1-900 (299 amino acids)
Source: RefSeq, a predicted model, not a curated record